GAACGCACAUGGAAGUUCCAUUCACAAUUCACGAAGCCACGGAUAAAAAGGUGAUCAUUGGCCUUGGUUCGAGACAAGUGAGCUUUCUUAAGAUAAGUGUGUACGUCAUGGCAAUGUAUGCUCGACCAAAAGACGUCAUGAUACUGGAAAAGGCCAAGUUGUGGACAAAUGCAAGUUCUGCUAUGAGCGACGUUGAUCAGGCUCAAAAGAUGCUAUUGCACCCUAUAGAUAUUAGCAUAAGAAUAGGCCAACUGGUGCUGCUCAUUUGAGAGACGGUUUUACCAGAUCUCUCUUGCAGCUUAUGCGGGAACAAGCUAAGGACCUUAGUGAAGAUGACGAAAGACGUAUUUUGGAAGCCAUUCAAGAUUUCAAAGCAAAGUUCCCGAAAACGAAAGUGAACAAAGGAGAUGAAUUUAUCUUCACCCGUACUGCAAAAGGUGGUCUCCAAAUUGAAUUUCAGGCAAGUUGUUACAGACUUUCAUUGCAGUCACUAGCCGGCAGCUAACCGAAAGAAAUACAUAGGGCGAGGAUAUCGGCACUGUAGACAGCCAGUGGCUCGCGGAUAAUUUUGUCAUGGGCUAUGUGAAGCUUGAUAUUGUUAAGAACGUCCUGGAGGAAGCGCUUUCACACGAAUAGAUGAGAGAGCCGCAGAUUUUAUCGGAACUCCUAAUGUAGACUUCUGUGCAGCAAGGCAUAUUGUAUAGCGAAAUUUACAACCAUAUAAUUCGUGAAGCAGCGAUCAUGUCUAUAGCUUGAAUAUAAAAUGCUUCAAUGUGAAAGAAUUGUAAUUCUUCAACAGUAAUAGAAGUGUAGAGAAGGAUCAGGGGUGUACCAUCAUUGCUCGUCAAUAUGAUUUCAUAUUGGACCGGCCAAG
Messenger RNA from Umbelopsis ramanniana AG, 874 nucleotides. RefSeq lists its product as uncharacterized. The record is from RefSeq and is a predicted model, not a curated record. The transcript is spliced from 2 exons. Bases 302 to 505 code for a protein of 67 amino acids. Lineage: Eukaryota; Fungi; Mucoromycota; Umbelopsidomycetes; Umbelopsidales; Umbelopsidaceae.